Panicum virgatum (switchgrass) is the source of this 1217-nucleotide messenger RNA. RefSeq names its product very-long-chain aldehyde decarbonylase GL1-10-like. Gene Ontology annotation, molecular function: iron ion binding; C-4 methylsterol oxidase activity. Gene Ontology annotation, biological process: sterol biosynthetic process. Bases 95 to 988 code for a protein of 297 amino acids. NCBI's taxonomy places the organism in Eukaryota, Viridiplantae, Streptophyta, Magnoliopsida, Poales, Poaceae. The transcript is spliced from 5 exons. The record is from RefSeq and is a predicted model, not a curated record.
AGCAAUCGUGCAUCCAGCCCCAUAGGCCAUAGCUACCUGAACACAAGUACUCAAAAUCUCUUGCAGAGACCAGCUAGUCCAUCGGCCGGCGGCGAUGAUGCCCUAUGGCACCGCUGCAGAGGCGGAGGCGGCACUUGGCCGUUCCUUGACAUGGGCAGAGUCCUGGUGGUUCCGGUACUCAGCAAGAAUGCCAGACUUGUGGCUCAUGUGGCACGUCGCCCUUGUCUUCUUCGUCAUGUAUGCACUCGUUCCGCUACCCCUCCUGCUUCUCCAGCAGCUCGCGCCAGCAUUUGCCUUGAAGUACAAGCUGCAGCCCCAAGUAAAGCAGGCGUCUCCGAUCGCCAUACUACGGUACAUGAGGGACAGCACGGGUCUUGUACCGUUUAUCAUCGGUCCUUUCGCAGCCAUCUACUCCGCUGCAUUCAAGAUGUUGGGGAUGCGGAUGGGGCUUCCGUUACCUUCUGCAAGGGAGACAAUGACACAGCUCGUUGUGUACUCCUUGGUGGAGGACUACAUAGACUACUGGUUGCAUCGCUUUCUGCACACCAAGUGGGGCUACGAUAAGAUUCACUAUGCCCACCACGAGAUCAGGACAGCGACGGGCUUCGGUGCAUCCUAUGCCGAGCUAACCGUGUAUGCCAUCACUAUCUUUGCUGGGCCGGCCAUUGUGCCAUGUCAUGUCACGACGCAUUGGCUUUGGUUCUCCAUACGCAUAAUGGUGAACAUGGACACACACAGCGGCUACGACUUCCCAUUCAGCCUCUCGAAGUUGAUCCCAUUCUAUGUUGGCGCAAAAUUUCACGACUACCAUCACUAUGCGGGAGGACAAAGCCAGAGCAAUUUCAGUUCUAUUUUCACAUACUGCGACAAUUUAUAUGGGACAAACAAAGGCUACAUGUACCACAAGGGAAGCCUAUUAAAGCUCAAGAUGAAGGAGGCUGAACACAACAACGUGAAGACCAGAGACAGCAGCGGGAAAGAGGACUGAGAUUAGUUAACCUUUUUACGCGCGCAUGUAUAAGUGGAAUAAAGUGAAUACCCAAGACAUACUUUACUAUGGUUCCUCUGACAAGGAAUGACAACAAAUAAACCUUAACUACCACAAGGUGUCUCGAUCAUAUGUAUCUAUAUGUACACUUGCAAUCAGUUCAUGUGCUGCCCUAUAGAAGCAGCAUCGAUGUAAGAAAACACUACUAUUGGUUCCUCAACUAUUCAAA